CCACAACGUCCUCCAUCGGAAACUGCUUCCUUCCUUCCGCACCUUAUUUAUAUAUUUGAUCGCUUGUUAGUGUAAAGAAAAAUGGAUCCGACACCGAAGGCUUCAUCAGAGAAAGAGGAGGAAGUCAUCAAAAAGAAGUAUGGAGGUAUCGUGCCAAAAAAGCCGCCACUCAUUUCUAAAGAUCAUGAACGGGCUUAUUUUGAUUCAGCUGAUUGGGCUCUGGGAAAGCAAGGUGUAGACAAGCAGCCCAAAGGACCUCUUGAGGCACUUCGGCCUAAACUACAGCCAACUCAGCAGCAAACACGAUAUAGGAAAUCACUUUGCGCCCCAAAUGAUGGACAAGGCAGCAGAGCAAAGCCAUGAAUGAUCUCAUGAAGCUUGUUAAUCAUCUCCAUUUUUUGUUUCAUGAGCAUUACAAACAUAUUAUUAUGAUAUUCUUUUUUUUUUU
Helianthus annuus (common sunflower) is the source of this 448-nucleotide messenger RNA. RefSeq lists its product as uncharacterized. Gene Ontology annotation, cellular component: cytoplasm. The transcript is spliced from 7 exons. Gene Ontology annotation, molecular function: protein phosphatase inhibitor activity. Lineage: Eukaryota; Viridiplantae; Streptophyta; Magnoliopsida; Asterales; Asteraceae. Bases 82 to 363 code for a protein of 93 amino acids. The record is from RefSeq and is a predicted model, not a curated record.